Molecule: messenger RNA, 983 nt
Organism: Rotaria sordida
Lineage: Eukaryota; Metazoa; Rotifera; Eurotatoria; Philodinida; Philodinidae
Source: the annotation of a GenBank genome assembly
AUUAUCAUUAAUAAUUAAUAAACAAAAAAUGAAAAAUAUUUUUUUUCUUUUAGGAUUUAAGCAUUUUAUUAAAAGGUUUUUGUCGAUUAUUAAAUAAUCCACUUAUACAAACUUAUUUACCUGGUUCUUGUAAAAAAAUUGGAUUUUAUCAAGAAUUAUUAAUUUUAUUUUGGAAAUUUUGUGAUCGAAAUAAGAAAUUUUUAUAUUAUGUUUUAAAAUCUGGUGAAAUACUUGAUAUAAUUGUACCAAUACUUUAUUUUCUCAAUGAUGCUCGUUCGGAUACAUCUAAAAUUGGUUUAAUGCAUAUUGGUAUAUUUAUUUUACUUUUACUUAGUGGUGAAAGAAAUUUUGGUGUACGAUUAAAUAAACCUUAUAUCACACGAAUACCAAUGAAUAUACCAAUAUUUACUGGAACUCAUGCCGAUCUAUUGAUUAUUGUUUUUCAUAAAAUAAUUGUUUCAGCACAUCAACGUUUACAACCAUUAUAUGAUUGUUUAUUAACAAUUAUUGUUAAUAUUUCACCAUAUCUUAAAAGUUUAUCAAUGGUAUCAAGUAAUAAAUUAAUUCAUUUACUUGAAGCAUUUAGUACUCCAUGGUUUCUUUUUGCUGCAUCGGAUAACCAUAAUCUUGUUUUUUUUCUUCUUGAAGCAUUUAAUAAUCUUAUUCAAUAUCAAUUUGAUGGCAAUGCUAAUCUUAUUUAUUCAAUAAUUCGUAAACGACAAAUCUUUUUUACUUUAAGUAAUUUACCUAGUGAUACACAAACAAUAUCGAAAUUUGGUAUAAAAUCUAUUAAUUCAACUUCAUCAUCAUUAAAAAACUCAAGUCCAAAUAAAUCAGAAAGAAAACAAACAAUUUUUCGAACAAAUUCAAAAUCAAAUACAGAUGAUGAAUCAAUAAUAAAUAGAGAAAUUUCACAACAAUCAACAAUAGAAACAAUAAAUGAUCCAAUGAUAACAACUUUAGCAGAAACACCAUGUAAGAAU